Molecule: messenger RNA, 2058 nt
Organism: Aspergillus pseudonomiae
Lineage: Eukaryota; Fungi; Ascomycota; Eurotiomycetes; Eurotiales; Aspergillaceae
Product: SNG1 family protein
Exons: 1
Coding region: 456-1988 (510 amino acids)
Cellular component (GO): membrane
Source: RefSeq, a predicted model, not a curated record
CGGCAAGGAAAGUAAGUAGUAUGACGAAUGCCUGAAUCUGCAGGGCGCAAAGCGCGACGGCUGACUCAGCCACGGCCGGAGUCACCUGACCGGUGUGGACAACGAUCGCCAGAGAUAAGAUCAUUAUCUCAUGCUGACGAGCAGCUUAGCAGAUCGAGACACCAGUCGCAGAUGUCCAACCAGGGCGAUCAUGCAACCCAGCUGGUCUCCAUAUCGGAUGGACUCAGAAAGUCUUCUCGUAUCCACCGUCACGUGCGAGUGUGAUUGAGAAACCAUGUUCGGCCUCGUCCGACACUCUCGGUUCAACUCACAAGAGAUAUAUAUACGUCGGAUGGCGAAGGGAGCAGAACGUUACAUGACGAUCGAAGAACGGUCUCAGGCCACAGUCAAUUGCAUUACACGAAGGGUCCUAGCGCAGCAUUAAGUUCAGGCUAAAGAGUAAGACCCCCUGAACGAUGCAUUUCUACCCCAAAGCGCGCCAUCAACCGCAUCCCAGCAUCCACGACCCAUUUGUUCGCCGGCGUCGAUUGGGAUUGCUCAAGGCAGCGGGUCUGAACUUCAUAGUACUGCAACUCCUCUUUCUCGGUCUCUUCUGCUACCUGUUCGGCUCCCUUUUCCAGCAAACUACGCAUAUUCAUAACCUACAUGUCGUCUUUGUCGACUAUGAUGGUGGAGCGGUGGGAAGCGCGGUACGUACCGCGUAUGAGCAGCUGAAGGGCCCAGGUUUCCCCACGUUGAGUGAGCAAUCGGUGUUGGCCUAUCCCCAGCCGAGCACUGUGAGAUCUGCCGUGUGUCAUAUUGAUUACUGGGGCGGGUUGUACACGUCUGCGAAUGCAUCGAAUCGCCUGGCGGCCGCAUUUGGAGGAGGUUCCGCGGCAGCCUCCUACAACAACAGCGACAUUCUCACUCUCGUCUGGAAUGAAGCGCGGUACCCCACCACGGCGGAUUCUGCCAUUGCGGCUAAUAUGCAAUCCCUGUCGGAAGCUGCGCGAGUGGCCUACUCCAAAGCAAAUGGUAUGCAGGCGCUUAGGGACCUGAAUGGCACGGAUCCCGCCGCCAUCGCGGCAUUCGCCAACCCCUGGACGUUGGCCUCAAUCAACAUCCAGCCCACCACUCAAGGCUCCCGGCUCAUCUACAAUACCUUGGUGAUUAUUUUAAUUCUCAUACAGGAAUUCUUUUUCCUGGGUUACAUCAAUGGCCUCUACCAGCAGUUUCAGCUCUAUGUCUCCAUAGCAGCGCCUCGAAUUGCCACCGUCCGCCAGCUCAUAUCAGGGUUAUACACAUUGUCUGGAUCGCUCUGUACAACUGGCGCGAUCUGGGCUUUUCGCCAUGGAUGGCGUGUCAAUGGUGUUCAGUUCGUGUUGACCUGGAUGGCCUUGUGGCUGUUUGCCCACUGCAACUUUCUCGUCCUCGAUGUCUUCACCAUCUGGCUCCCGCCACCAGGUGUGCCGAUGGCACUCAUCUCAUGGAUCAUUUUGAAUAUCACUUCGAUCCUGCUGCCUUUCGAACUAUCCCCAGGGUUCUAUCAGUGGGGUUAUGCAUUGCCAGCACACAGCAUCUUUCAGGUGCUGGUAGACAUCUGGUCCGGUGGCUGCAACCCGCAGCUCGAUUACGCAUUGCCAGUUCUCUUUGCGUAUGAAUUGAUCGCCCUCACUUUAAGCUCUGUCGGGGUGUACCGGCGGGCGCACUAUGCAGUUCUUGCGAAGGAGACAGAAGAGAAGACGUGGAAGGAACGCGUCGCUGCGGCUCUAUUGGAGCAACAACAGCAACAGAUGCUGGAGGAGACCCCCUCGCCCCCAACGCCAGACUCGGCGCUCACAGAUGGUGAACAGCAACCAGAUCGCACGCGACGGCACAGUACGGCUGCCGGUAUUCUCGAUCACGAAGCGCUGACCGGGCAGCUAUGGCGAGAGAUGUCCCGGCCCGAUAAGCCCUCCACUGGCCGACAGAGUACUGGCCCCUGUUUUGACUUGCCUUUUACCGACUAGGUAUAUACUCGCUGCGUGUUAUAUAAUCUCUUCGACCAGAUAACUAUUUACGGGAGAGCUUCCAUCUUAG